Pecten maximus is the source of this 6311-nucleotide messenger RNA. RefSeq names its product helicase-like transcription factor. NCBI's taxonomy places the organism in Eukaryota, Metazoa, Mollusca, Bivalvia, Pectinida, Pectinidae. The record is from RefSeq and is a predicted model, not a curated record. Bases 106 to 4398 code for a protein of 1430 amino acids. Gene Ontology annotation, molecular function: zinc ion binding; ATP-dependent chromatin remodeler activity; hydrolase activity, acting on acid anhydrides, in phosphorus-containing anhydrides. The transcript has 30 exons.
CGACUAUAUGUCAUUUUUUGCGGGAAAGAGAGUAGUCUGAAAAGUCAGAGGACAGUCGUAAGGGAGAUGUGAUUGAAUAUUUAUUAAUUUUGAAUAGGAUAUAAGAUGGCAAGAACUAAACAGACUCAGAGACAGGAUACUAGUAAUAAUGUAUUACCCAGGGCAGUGUUUGGUAAUGCUGGCAAUGGAUUGAAUUCAUUUGGAAGAAAGAAAAAUAAAUCAAAAAAGAAGAAAGGGAGGAAGAGGUCCUUUUCAAACACCUGGAAUAGAUUUAAUACAUAUGAAGAGAGGUCUAACUAUGUGUGGCAUAACACGGGAGCAGCUCGUCUGGACUACAUCACAAUUGAUGAUGACAUGGGACAAAGUGACCUGGAUGAUGAGGUGUUAUUGGGCCAUCUUCGUGGAAAUAUUGUUGGCAUCCAGUACUACCGAGGCACUGUAAACAGUAACGAGAUGGUUGCCAUUGAAAGAGAACCCCACAAUAAGUAUGAUUGUAAUGCUAUCAGGAUACUGAAUGUUGGAGGUCAACAAGUGGGACACAUCAAACGAGAGUUGGCCAAACCUCUAGCUCACAUCAUUGACAAUGGUUGGGCCAGACUGGAGGGCAUAGUACCGUUUGGCUGCUCCAACAUGUACUCCAUGCCAAUAAACCUGACGCUCUGGGGAAAGCAAGAGUACCGCCAGCUAACAGCCGACAAGCUGAAGGGUCAUGGAUUUAACCCCACACUGGUCACAGAGCCGUCCGCCAACCUCUCCCAGGGAGGAUCAGGACUGGGAAUGUCUACACCACGCAGGACUUACAUGUCUCCAGACGAGAUGAAAAAUGAGCUGGAUAAGUUAUUUGAAAAUCUAGAGGAAGGAGAUAAGACCAGCACAGCAGAGCCAGCAAAGGUGAUUGCCACGCCAAUGUACACCCAUCAGAAACAGGCCUUGAACUGGAUGAUUCAGCGUGAGAAUGGCAGUAAGUUGCCUCCCUUCUGGGAAGAGAAGAAAGGUCGCUUCUUCAACUCAGUCACAGUGUUUACAACGGAUAAGAGACCACAUUCUGUCAGGGGAGGUAUCCUGGCUGAUGACAUGGGUCUAGGUAAGACUCUGGAGAUGAUUGCCCUCAUUAUGACGAACUUUAAAGAUGGACUUCCACUAGCUGUACCUGUACAGGGCAAGGUACGACCGUCCAAACUCGACAGAGUCCAGAAAACAGCCCAGAGACUAGCCAGUUACAAGUUGGAACCCAAACAAUUGGCAAUGAAGAAAGUGAACUUGAAGAGGGAGAAGAUGUCUAACUUCAUUGUGGAUGAUAGCAAGCCGAGUACUAGCUUUACACGUAAAUUUGUGAGGAACAUAUCUGGGUUGGGAAAUUUUAAAGGUCCACAGCUACCCUGUCUUCCUGAUGAUGACAUUUCGGACACGGACAGUUCUGUCGAUUCAGAGGACGAAGAUUAUGAUGAUCCUCAAGAAUCAUUCAUGAUGAAAGGAGAAGAUCCAGAAUUUGUGCCCAAAGGGUACUCUUUCAAAGAAAACAUACCAAUGUCUUCACGCCCUAAAAGAAACACUACAAGGACAGUCCCGCUGUACAGUCGGGCGAUAGCUACUGUGUCUAGUUCAUCAACUGAACAGAUCUCUACAGCCUCAGGACAUGGUUUAUCUGUCGACAGCACUGGGACAGUUGCAUCAAGUUUAUCGUCAGUGACUAGUGAUGAGUCUACAAUUAACACUGAUGUAACACCUGCUGUAGUAACAGAGGACAAAACAGCAACGUCUGUUACAUCAGUCGAGGAGAAAACAGAAAUACAUCUACCCUCUGUAGGAGAAACACAUGAUUGUGUGUCGGUGGGAAAGUCAAUCAUGCAGCAGUCAGACACUAAUGUUAUCAGUGCCCCCGACACAAAGACAGAUUCAGCAUUACCCAAAUGUACAGCUGUAUCUAGUGGGGCAGCUGUACUAGAACAGUCACGGGUCAUUGAACAGAGGGAGAUAAAGGAACAAUGUGAUACAGCAGUUGUAAUAGAACAGUCACGGGUCAUUGAACAGAGGGAAACACAAGACCAAUGUGGUACAAGUGAAUUUACUGUCACAUCUAUAGGAACAGAAGUGACAACAGAAAACAAAAAACCAAAGCCAGCCAAGUCCAAGGCAGCACCUGUGAUAAUGCCUCUUACCACAAGUGGACGUCCCAGACGUAAUGCCAAGAAGCCUGCCAGAUAUGUAGCCAGCAGUGAUUCUGAGGUAGAAAAUUCACCCAUGAAAAGAGUACGUGUUAAUAAAAAGGGUGAUAGCCGAUCUGUGGUGUCUAAGAAGGGAGGCAGAGGGAAAGGCAAAAGUACAGUCAAAGGAAAACUAGAGCUCAUGCCUUCUGAAAUCAUGGAUCAAACCAAAAACACUGCAGAUAGUGUCGCUCUGUCCAACAAAGAAAUCCUGGAUGAAACCAAAAACACAGGGAAGCAUGUUAAACUGUCCAUCAAAGAAACCAAGAGGUAUUCCCAUGUGGUGAUCCUGGAUGAUGGGGAGCUUCCUGACCCAGUAGUUACUGUUAAGGCAGAAGUGUCCACAGCAUAUACUACAGCCAAGACUGCAGUUGACCUUCACUGUGAUGAUGACCUUCCAGAUCCAUCGGUGGUACCUUCUCGUGGCUGGAUUAGUCCCCAUAUUAGUGAUGACGAGCUGCCAGACAUUCCAGAUGAUAUAGGACUCCAGUGUAAUAGUCCAGACAGCAGUGAAUGUGGGAAGAUGUCAGGGCGGACGUAUACAAAAGGAGCCAGGGCCACACUUAUCAUCGCUCCACUGUCUGUGAUAAGUAACUGGCAGAACCAGCUAGAGGAUCACUUACAUGAGAAUGCUCACUUAGAGAUCUACACCUACUAUGGGUCAUCACGGACCAAGGACCCCACACUCCUCAGUAAAAAGGACGUGGUGCUAACCACCUAUUCUACACUAGCCGCUGACGCCAAAGGUAAGAACAUUUUGGUCAAGGUAGACUGGCUGAGAGUGGUGCUAGAUGAGGGUCAUGCUAUCAGGAAUCCUAAUGCCCAGCAGACCAAGGCCAUCUGUCAGCUCAAGGCAGAACGCAAGUGGAUCCUCACUGGUACUCCCAUACAGAACUCCAUGAAGGAUCUUUGGUCUCUAGUCAACUUUCUUCAGAUUAACCCAUUUACAGACAGGCAGUGGUGGCGUCGCACCAUUGAGCGCCCCCUAGACCAAGGCGAGGAAAGCGCCCUCAGGCGAGUAUGUCACCUGAUGUCGGCCAUCGCCCUACGUAGAACCAAGACCCAGAAACUGAACAACAAACCACUGGUGGAACUGCCAGACAGGAAGGUGUUUGUGGAGCACAUCAAAAUGACAGAGGAUGAGAGGAAUGUCUAUGAAGCCAUGCAGAACGAGGGGAAGGUCAUAGUUAGCAAAUAUUUCAAACAGGGGACACUACUCCAUAACUAUGGUGAGGUGUUGGCCAUCCUGAUGCGACUCCGUCAGAUGUGCUGUCACCCAUUGCUGAUUGCCAAGGCAGCUGCUGCUGUAAAAGAAGUCCUAGAGAAUUUACCAGCAGCAUCUACAUCAGGCAAUGAUGGACUAAGUACAGAAGUACGAGAGAAACUCAUCAGUACACUGCUGAUGGUACUGGGGUCAGGGUCGGACGAGGAGUGUGCUAUUUGUCUGGAUACACUCAAGGAGCCAGUGAUCACACACUGUGCCCAUGUCUAUUGUCACAACUGUAUAGCCGCUGUCAUCAAAACAGACAAGCCUAAGUGUCCACUUUGCCGUGGAGAUGUAGAUGAGAAUAAGUUGCUUGAGGUCCCCCCUGAACAGCUCCAGGAACCUGAGGAGUGUGAAGAUGACAUGAUUACACCAGAAAACUGGAAAUCAAGUUCAAAGGUAGAUGCUGUGAUCAACGCCUUAUUGACCCUAAGGGACGAGGAUAACACCAUCAGAAGUGUUGUCGUUUCACAGUUUACCUCACUUCUUACUCUGCUGGAAAUACCAUUGCGUGCCCAGGGUUUCCGAUUUACACGUUUGGAUGGCACCAUGAAUCUUAAGAUGAGGAUGAGGGCUGUUGAGGAAUUCAUGGACCCUAGUCCAGUAGCACCAACCAUCAUGUUGCUGUCACUCAAGGCUGGAGGUGUUGGCAUCAACCUAACUUCAGCCUCCAGGGUGUUUCUAAUGGACCCAGCAUGGAAUCCAGCUGCAGAGGAACAAUGUUUUGAUAGAUGUCAUCGUUUAGGACAGAAGAGAGACGUCAUCGUCACAAAGUUCAUUGUGGACGACUCUGUGGAGGUGAGAAUGAUGGAGCUCCAGGAGAAAAAGAGAAAGUUGAUGCAGGGAGCCUUUGGAGCAUCCAAAAAGGAGACUGCAGAACAAAGACGACAGAAUAGAAUAAAAGACAUAAAAUCUCUGAUGAAUUUCUGAGUGUCAUCAGGUUAUAAAGAGUGAAAAUGAAUCAGACUUGAGUGUCAUCAGGUCAUAAAGAGUGAAAAUGAAUCAGACUUUAGUUAGGAACUUUGUCUGCAGAUAUGUCCUUUAUGUGUCUUUCCCUGAGAUAAGUGAUGCUGAUGUGAUGUAAUGUUUGCUGGUGUCAGAUACGAAAGAAAACAUGUUUGUAAGAUUUGUUUUAUCUAUUCCAUAAACUUGAAAACGUCCGACUGGUGCUACUGGGUAAGGUGCUUGUUUAUCCAGUAAAGCUGUGACUGUUUUUUUAAAACUGAUAGUUGUUUAAAAUACUCAGACUGUUCAAGUCUAGCAAUAAAUAAUACUCUAGUCAUAUAUCAAUUGCCAAGUGUUCAUAUAUCAGUGUUGAUGCCAAGCGUUCAUAUAUCAGUGUUGAUGCCAAGCGUUCAUAUAUCAAUGUUGAUGCCAAGUGUUCCUAUAUCAAUGUUGAUGCCAAGUGUUCCUAUAUCAAUGUUGAUGCCAAGUGUUCAUUUAUCAAUGUUGAUGCCAAGUGUUCAUAUAUCAAUGUUGAUGCCAAGUGUUCAUUUAUCAAUGUUGAUGUCAAGUGUUCAUUUAUCAAUGUUGAUGCCAAGUGUUCAUUUAUCAGUGUUGAUGCCAAGUGUCCAUUUAUCAAUGUUGAUGCCAAGUGUUCAUUUAUCAAUGUUGAUGCCAAGUGUUCAUAUAUCGAUGUUGAUGUCAAGUGUUCAUUUAUCGAUGUUGAUGCCAAGUGUUCAUAUAUCAAUGUUGAUGCCAAGUGUUCAUAUAUCAAUGUUGAUGCCAAGUGUUCAUUUAUCAAUGUUGAUGCCAAAAGUUCAUAUAUCAAUGUUGAUGCCAAAAGUUCAUAUAUCAAUGUUGAUGCCAAAAGUUCAUAUAUCAAUGUUGAUGCCAAAAGUUCAUAUAUCAAUGUUGAUGCCAAAAGUUCAUAUAUCAAUGUUGAUGCCAAGUGUUCAUAUAUCAAUGUUGAUGCCAAGUGUUCAUAUAUCAAUGUUGAUGCCAAGUGUUCAUAUAUCAAUGUUGAUGCCAAGUGUUCAUAUAUCAAUGUUGAUGCCAAGUGUUCAUUUAUCAAUGUUGAUGCCAAGUGUUCAUUUAUCAAUGUUGAUGCCAAGUGUUCAUAUAUCAUAUUGAUGCCAAGUUUUCAUUUAUCAAUGUUGAUGCCAAGUGUUCAUUUAUCAAUGUUGAUGCCAAGUGUUCAUUUAUCAAUGUUGAUGCCAAGUGUUCAUUUAUCAAUGUUGAUGCCAAGUGUUCAUUUAUCAGUGUUGAUGCCAAGUGUUCAUUUAUCAAUGUUGAUGCCAAGUGUUCAUGUAUCAAUGUUGAUGCCAAGUGUUCAUGUAUCAAUGUUGAUGCCAAGUGUUCAUUUAUCAAUGUUGAUGCCAAGUGUUCAUUUAUCAAUGUUGAUGCCAAGUGUUCAUUUAUCAAUGUUGAUGCCAAGUGUUCAUUUAUCAAUGUUGAUGCCAAGUGUUCAUAUAUCAAUGUUGAUGCCACGUGUUCAUUUAUCAAUGUUGAUGCCAAGUGUUGUCAUAUAUCAAUGUUGAUGCCAAGUGUUGUCGCUGGGAGGUUUAUGUAAUUUCACAUCACAAUGGUUAUACCUGUUAUAGAGAUGUAGGAGUACUUAACGAGGAAAUACAAAGGAGCUUCUAUAUCAAUGGUGUUUACCUCAGAUAGCAUGUUUUCUUAAUUGGCAACAAAAUUAAAUUGCUAUUUUUGGAGGAAGCCUGACAACUCUUUGAAAUUAAUGUCAGAUGAUGCAAAAACUGCAUUAUUCGAUGGCGAGAGAAUAUUGAUUUUUCUUUUUCCAUAUGUUCUUUGAUACUUUAUCUUUCCCUAUUUACUGUUACACAAAAAUGAUUAAAAGAAAAUGAGAUGCUUUGUUCCAACUAUAUAAAUAUACACACACA